GUCCAUCUUUAAUCUUUGAUGUGUUGUGUUGUUAACAAAAUUGUUACAAAAAUAUUAUUAAAAUAGGUUUUAAGUGAAAAUUUUGAGACAUUUUUCAUUUAAUAUUAACUCCAGAAAUAUUUUACCAAUAUAUGAACAGCAGGCAUCUUACCGUUUCUGACUUUGUCUGUUGUCACAGUUUCAUUAUCGUUUGUUCCACUAAAAGUUUCACUACAAUUCGUUGCUAUUGACCUAAGUGCUAAUUGUCCAACCUUCAGAUGUUUCGCUUAGCUAACCUAUAGGCGGCAAAGUGUGUACGCACAGCUCGAGCUUUUGCAAUAAACAAUUGGUGAUUGUUGUCAAAACAGAUGAUUUGUGAAAAUGGAUAGGUUGAACCAGUUGAGGAGCGAAGCGGGAGGUUCUGGAGACUCAUCAUUAGACACGUCUUCGGCCGCGAGUGAGGCUUAUUUGACCGCGAACGAGAACUCCAAGUAUUUUUCAGUGUUAGAAGAUGAGGCAAACUUUACAAUUACUAAGGAUGUUAAUUCCGAUCAAGAAGUGGUCGCAGAUAAUUCAAUGAUAUCGAGUUUAUCGCCGAUUCCUAAAUCGAGUGAUUUGGAUAAUUACAAGAUCGGUAAACAAAUAGAGGCGGCGAAUAUAUUAUCUGGUGGUAUUAACAUUUUCGAAGACAAUGAAAAUUCGUAUGAUGGCGAUGAGUUAGUUAUCGACGACAAUGCUCCGGAGAGUGAAGAAAAAGUGAAUUUGGAUGAUAAAAUGAUUGAGGAUAUUCCAUUUGGUAAGGUUGAGGAUAAUUUGGCGGGAAAUUUAGAUGAUGUGGAGCCAGUAAUACCAAGUAAAGACACAGAAGUGGUUCUUCAGAUUGAUGGUAAAAAUGUUGAUGCUAUUGACAUAGGAAAUGGCUUAUAUUUGUAUAGAAAAGAUGGUGAGGAGGAAUUAGCGGCUGUUCAGAUAGUCAAUGAGGAUCAGCAACAGUCAAGCUUCAAAUUCCUUAAAGUGCGUGAGAACUCAGAAGGCAAUCUGGAAGUCUAUGAAGAAAUUGAAAUCGAAGUCCCUAAGGAAGUUCCUGUGAAGGAAGGAAAAUCAACAGAGAAUUUAUCUCAUAUUCCAAUAAAAGAGAUCAACAAAGUAAUCAGUGAACCAGAUAAAGUUGAGGAAAAGAAAAUCACUACCCCUCAAAAAGAAACACCUACAAAUGAAAUAAAUGUAGACUUGAGUAAAGAAUCUCAGUCAGAUUCAAAAUCGGAAGUAAAUCUAAAUGGAAAAAUGAUGAAGUUCAGUGAAUCUCGAAAAUCUCCUGUUGUUGGUAGUUUCACACCAAUGACGUAUCAUUCCACACCAAAUAAAGAAGGUAUCCCAUUAACAAAGACUAUGGUUGAUCAGCAACUACACCCAAGUAGACAUUCAGAUAAUGUGAAAAAAACUAUAGAAGUCCACACUGACAGCUCCAAGCAAAAGAAUUUAGAUGCACCUGUCAAAAAUUUGAAAGAAAUGGAUGAAACAAAUGAACCAAUAAAACAAGAUAUGGAGUUAAAGCAAACUUCAGAAGAAAAUAAUGAUAAUGAAACACCUCCAGAUAAGAGUGUGGUUGAUAGUCAAGAUACAACUCUUAGUAAUAAGGGCAAAGAAGAGAAUGUCAAUAAAAUUUCUUUGGAGGAAAUCAAUUCUGAUGAAACCUUUGCACAAAAAGAUGAACCAGUGUUUGAAGAAAAAAUUAUGGAUACACCAAAGAUUGAAGAAGAAAUGGAGCAAAUACCCAAUGAUACUAAUAAUCCAACAAUUGUAAAGAAUGAUGUAAUUAUUGGAAACUGUGUCGAGGUUCAAAACAUUUCUAAAGAUGAAGUCGAUUCUACACAUGACUGUAUAAAAAAAUCUGUACAAGAAUGUGAAGUUACGGAAGUCGAUCAAACUAUUGCGAACAAAAAAGUUGAAGAAAUUCAAACAGAACAAACUCUUGAGAGUAAUUUAGAAACCGUAUUAGAAAAAGAAACAAAAUGUUCCACUAUUCCAAGUAGUAGUUCUCCUGAAAUAUCUUCGAAAGCUGUAAAAGACAUUCCUAUUAAAAAGUUAGAAGCUAUAAACGACAGUGUGAAGGCAAAUGAUAAAGCACAAUUAGAAAAAAAUGAAACGAACAAAGUAACAGAAAAUAAACCCCCUGAAAGUAAAAACAUGAUAACAAAUGAAACAAAAACAGAUAAAAAUGAACAAUCAAUUUUCGAUCUCCCAAAAUCAAGCUCAAAACAACAGGAAAUUAAGAACAAUAAGAAAGAAGAGCAAGACAAUAGUAAAAUUAUUAUCAAAAAAUCAGCAAAAGUAGAGACCAUUGAUCACAAGGCGCUUGAGUCUAAUGUCACAGCUCCAAAAACUGUUGAAUUGAAGGAUAAAAAUAAAACAUUUGAUAGUCUUAAGAAAGUACAACCUAAUAUAAAGACGGAAUCUAAAAAAGAAAUUCCAAAAAUAGCCAAGCAAAUAAGCACAAAAGCUGUAAAUAAUAAUAAUGCGGCAGUUCCAUUUGGAAAGUGGACAGAAGCUAACAGGCAAGAGUUUUUGAAUAAGAUUAAAGAAACUAAAGUAACAACUAACAGUUCUAAUACAAAGCAGUUAAAACAGCCGAAUGAUUUGAAUAGAAGAGAUGUUUUGCAGAAAAUUGAUAGUCAAAGACAACAAACUAAUAACGCUAUGGCCAAAGUACAAGAGCAACAAAAAUUAAGUUCUAAUAAAAACGAAACUGCUGUAUUUGUUAAGUCAGCAGUCAAACCAGACACUAAACCAACUGUCAAAGACCGUCCAGCGUCAAAAAUAAAACCUAUGUCUAGUAAAAAAACUACGAAAGCUGAUACUUCUGCAAAUCAUCAAACUGACUCCGCCAGUUUACCAAUUUCUAAUACAAAUAAGAAAGAGUUAUUACAAAUAAGGGAAAUCAACAAUCAAGCUUUAAUUGACAAAACUGUUGAGGAUAUUAUAAACAGAGUCCCUCCAGCUAAAACUACAAAUAGGGAACGAACACAAAAUAAUUCAAACAUGGAAGGAGUUGAAAAACAGAAGGGUAUGACAUUAUUCGGACCGUCAUACCAUGCUAACAAUAAUCAACCUGUUACUCUCGAUGAAAUUGAGACCAAAAUGAACGAAUUACAUGGCAUACCAUUUGUGGAAAGACCGGCACAUGAAUUACCUCAGAAAUUUGCCGUUGAUAAUAUAUUAUCUGUAAAAAAUGACAGUUCUAAAAGCAAACCCACCAAUGAAACCAAUUUGUUAUCACAGUCAAAAGCUACUGUGCAACCAACAAAUGUUAUUGUGCACAUUGAUUCCGACGAUGAAAUAAUAGAACAUGAACCGAUAACAGGAGAUGUUAUUCCGAAAAAGAUAGCUUUGGAGGAUGCACAUAACUUAGAAAUGCAGCUAACUCACAAAGCAAGUGAUGAAUCUAAAAAAGAAGUUAUUAUAACAGAAAAGGAUUUUGACAAAUUUUACAGAAGAAAUUCUGUGAAUUACGAAAAUUGUCUUACCGUUACUUUAGAUGGCAAAGAGUCACAUAAUGUUGUACAAACUGUAACGGUAGAGAAAGAUAUGGCUCCAAAGAAGUUAACAAGGAAUGAAGUUCUAUUGGCAGAGUCUAAGGCGAAGUCGACACAUAAACAGCAAAUGUUACAAGCGCGACACAGUAACUAUCAAAGUAAAAUACCUGUUUCUAAUAAACAUCAAACAUCUGAGGAAGAAUCUUACGGAAAGAACUAUCAAUCGAAGGUGCAAAUUGCGUAUCAUACAGCAUUAACUGCGAAACGUCAAAAAGAAAGCCCAAUUACUAUAAUAGAAGAGAAACCAGUAAAAGUGGUGUUUAUGGAUUCUAGUGUUGACUUCGUACCGUCUCAACUAAACGUACAGGGUGAAAAGUUAUCUCCGAUCAAACAAUUUACACCUGAUUUAGAAACUUUUACUCACAGCACAACGGAUUCUUUAGAUUCAGAUAUUUUAGACAACUAUGACAAUAAAGCACAAGAAGAGACUAAAACUAAGAGUAGACAUCAAAGAAAGCAGGUUUUAACCCCAGUAGAGGCGCCAGAAAUGGAAUUAAUUCAAUCCGACGAUUUACUAAUUGAAACAUCGCCAAAGAAAAGACGUCGAAUUGAAGAUAGACUUGAAAAAAGUCCUAAAAACCAUGUUCCGAAAAAAUCAUAUCUUCUAGGCCGUACUAAUGCUGACGACAAACUUAAAAUGCCUGAGGUGGAUAAAGUUGCUUUUAACGACAUUAACAGUCACACUAAUACGUACAUUGCUCAUCCAAAUCCAAUAAGUGCUAUUGAUAACUUAGUUAAGGCUGCUGAGUUAUUGGAAAAUCAAGCUGAAAACAGCAGCAGUUCCAUAAAAACACAAGAAUCUGACACGUCACUGCAAACGCCUCCUAAAAGAGGACGAGGACGUCCGAGAAAAUAUCCUCUUCCAGAUACAGACUCGGAUAAAAGUAAAGCUCCGAGUCCACAGAAGAAGCCAAGGCUGAUAGAUGCUAAAAUACCCAAGCCAGCGAAAGUACCAAGUCCCGAGCAAACUGAUGAAGAUACAAGCGAUGAUGAAAUGAUCAAAGAAAAUUGGACAAUGGGUAAAAUAAAUGAAAAUAUCGUGUGUCCUAUUUGUAAUAAACUCUUCCGAUCUGAAAAUGUAGUUUUUAAACAUGUUAAACAUUGUACAGGUCCGUCGCCAAAUCGUUCUGAAUCCGACAAAAGAAGGUUCAGAGAAUCUCAAGAAUUCGAAACUAGAUCACGCGCAAGUAAAUCUGAUGAUAUGGAUUUGGAAGAAGAGGAAAUAAUAACUCCUAAGAAGAGGAAAUCAAAAGAAAGCGUGACUAAAGCUUCCAAUUCAGAUGAAGAUAUAGAAGAAAUGGUUAAUAAAGAAAAACCUGCAAAACAACAUGAAUCAAGAAAAUCGACAGCAAAAACCAAAAAUGUUAGUAAACCUAAUACUGACAUAGUAUGCGAAGUUUGUGGAAAGAGCUUCCGACAUUUGUCGUACUUAGCUCAUCAUAAGUUGCAACAUAAAAGUGACGAUUCUAAGAAAAAUGAUAGCGAAGCGAACGUCAAUAAGUCUGUUUUCAGUUGCGAAACUUGUAAAAAAGAAUUUAGAAAGUUACAUCAUUUGGUGCAACAUAGGAUUAUUCAUAAUCCUAGUUCCAUGCCGACUAGAACACUUCGGAAGAGUUCAUCUGAACAAGGCGACAAUAAAAUUGUUAAAGAGCAGACCGCUUUAAAACAGACCGAGGAUCACAGUGCUGGCUUCCGCUGUGAGCCUUGUGACAAGUCGUUUAGAAAACUUCAUCACCUCGUCGAGCACAGAGAAACACACGAUGGGAUAAAUAGACAAAAAGCUAUCGAAGUAGAAACUCCAAAGCCACAGCUACAUCAAUGCGAUAUGUGCGAGAAAACUUUUAAGAAAAUUCAACAAUUGAAUGAACACAAGGAACAACAUUUAGAAACGUGUUCUGAAAAAUCUGAUAAAAGCGUUAAAAGUUCAUUCAGUUCCACUAAAGACAUUAUACACGAGUGUUCAUUAUGUUACAUGGUGUUUCCUAACGAGCUAUCUUUAAAUAAACAUACAGAAAAAUGUUUAAGAAAAAAGAAACAGUCAAUUGCAAGAGCCAAGCAAGCGGCUUUAAAAAAAGAAUUAGAAGGAGAAACGCUAGAUACAGAAAGUCAAUCGGAGGAAUGUCUUAAUGAAAAAGAUGAUUCAUUAAUAAUCGUGGAAGAUAAUGAUGAAGAGAGUCUGGAGCCAAUUAAUAUCACGCAAAAUAAAUUAGAAGACCAUAAACACAUAGGUGACAGUCUAGCUGGGAAUUCUGAGGCUGAUAAAAGUAAAAAUGUUGAAAUAUUAUCGAGAGAAUGUAAAGACAUAGAUAAUACUACGACUAUAAAACAGGAGCCUAUUAAAAAAUCUAUUGAACCUAAUGAAAAGAUUGUAGAGCCAACCGUAACUGAAAUUGUUAUUAACAAAGAAGAUAUCAUUCCCCAACACAUACCAUCUAAGAUACAAAAUGACGAGAACCUUAAACCAAAGGAUAAUGAUACGUUAGUUCAUAAGAAAAAGAAUAUACAUAAAGAAAAAGUUGUCCCUACAAUAACUAAACGAAAAAAAAGUUUCAAUACGCCCGUUCCUGCCAUCGAGACUGUAAAGCCUUCGAUAGAAUCAAGUGACGAAGACGACGUACGAUAUAUGCUCAACCCAGAUUUCAAAGAGGAAACAUCAAUGGAAGAAAGAAGUUUUAUGAAGAUCAAAACUAAGAAGCGUAAUUCUCUGCAUUUUGAAAGACCUAGUUCGAGGGAUUUGUUGAAAAGAAGGAUUUCAAUGCAACUGCCGCUUAAAACGACUCGCACGAAAAAGUCUAUAGAACAAACUCCAGUCGCACCGACAUCCUCUGACAAGUCAACUGCCAAAGCUAAUGAGAAGCCAACAACUGUCACAGAUUCCGACGACAGCGAUACUAAAUAUGCUUUCCCCGAAACUGUUAAAGAUACCCCCACUACUAGUGAAGUGAAGAAACCUCAGAAAAGGAAAUCUAUCGCGACCAAGCGGAAAUUAUUGAGCGGAGUUGUGAAGAGAAAAUCUUUGGGUAAACCUACCAAAGUGAAGCACAAAUUGAUACCUGAACCAGUUAAACCUAUUAGAAAACGCACAACAGAAGUGGAGCACAGAUGUGAUUGUGGUAAGUUGUUCAGCAGCGCGGCGUUGCUGUCGCGUCACACCACGCUCGACCAUACGCCGCCCCGCAGCCGCCGGCGCCGGUCGCCCCCGCCGGAACUCGAUGCUACUGUCGCCAAGGUCACAAGAAAAACUACCCCGAAGAAAAACGUCAAAACCACUGUCCAAGCUAAAAAAAUAGACGACACUAGAAAGUCUGGCGUCGCGACUAGAAAGUCGACUACAAACAUCGAUGGCAAACCGUCCCGCGACACGCGCAAGUCUGUGAAGGGCGCGCACAGGGGCGUGCCCGUCCCCGACGAGUUGAAGAAACACGUAGCCAAACAAUUAAGGAACAAAUAGUUUCUCGUUAUAACGAAUGCGGGGACAUUUUCGAUGUAAUAAUAUAGUUUAAGGAGUAGGGGUCGCUAGUUGUUUAGAUGAAAUCGCGCGGACAAACUCACAAUACGGUAACAGGAGGACCACUUGUAUCAUAGAAAUAUUUUUACAAACGCGUCGAGUUUAUGGUGCCUACAUGAAAUUUCAAAUAUUUUUAUUGUGAGUCGAGCGUUGGUGUUAUCUACGUGUACAUUGCGAAUUAAGAUUUAUAAUAUCAUAGUUAUAUUUUGUCAAUUUGUUUUAGAUUAAGUAAGAUGUAUGAGAGUUGAUAUUUAUAUUGUUGUUUUUAGGAUUUUUUGAGUUCAUUAUCUACAGGUGCAGUGCAAUUACAGUUGGAAACUGCAGUUUAUGUUUACGGCUGUCCGAAAUGUUUACUAUUCGAAUGGUUUCGAGACCGAGAGCUUAACUACGACAAAGGGAUGAUAUUUCAAUCAGAUUGAAAUACAAUCUCUUAAUACUUUAAAAUCUUCAUUCGAAAGUUUUCUGAAACUGGUUGCGUGAUUCAUGUAGUCAAUAAGUAUUAAAUAAUGCAAGUAUAUUA
Messenger RNA from Papilio polytes (common Mormon), 7600 nucleotides. RefSeq lists its product as uncharacterized. The transcript is spliced from 4 exons. The record is from RefSeq and is a predicted model, not a curated record. Bases 361 to 7023 code for a protein of 2220 amino acids. Gene Ontology annotation, biological process: regulation of DNA-templated transcription. Lineage: Eukaryota; Metazoa; Arthropoda; Insecta; Lepidoptera; Papilionidae.